This is a messenger RNA of Sardina pilchardus (European sardine), 3522 nucleotides long. RefSeq names its product procollagen, type IX, alpha 2 (gene col9a2). The transcript has 34 exons. Bases 331 to 2409 code for a protein of 692 amino acids. Gene Ontology annotation, biological process: extracellular matrix organization. NCBI's taxonomy places the organism in Eukaryota, Metazoa, Chordata, Actinopteri, Clupeiformes, Clupeidae. The record is from RefSeq and is a predicted model, not a curated record. Gene Ontology annotation, molecular function: extracellular matrix structural constituent conferring tensile strength.
UUUUGUUUGUCUUUUUGCAGCCACUUUCAUCGAAGUCCAAAAGUAGCAUGGCUCUGGGAACGUAUGAUUUGAAAUGAUGAGAUGUUAAUGUCCAAGCCAAUGCCAGUGAAGCUAGUCCAGAAUCAGGGAGUGGACUGUAGCCUAACCCGGCCCAGUGUUGGCCAGGGCCCCAGAUGUCCUCCAGUGGGGUAGCUCCCUGAGUUCCCAGAGGCCAGGAGAGGUUCCUCUGCGGAGAGCGAGGAAAAAGAGCGAGGAAGAAGAAGGGGACAGGCGCGGAGUGGACGGCUUUUUCUUCUCAAACGUGACGGGCAGAGCGAGGAGCUAGGAGCCAUGGCAGCCCACCUCAUCGCCCUCAGGAGCUUCGUCCUGCUGCAAGUGCUUUGUCUGGCCCUGGCGCAAGUGAGUGGUCCUCCAGGAUCACAGGGACCUCCAGGGCCACCUGGCCCCUCUGGAACCCCCGGAGCCGACGGAAUCGAUGGAGAUAAAGGACCCCCUGGCCCUCCUGGACCAUCUGGCCAGAAGGGUGAACCUGGUGAGCCCGGCCCAGAUGGCACUCCAGGAGAGAACGGCAUUGAUGGAUUGAUCGGAGCAAAGGGAGACAGGGGAGCUGUAGGAAGCCCUGGUCCAAAGGGUCAGCCAGGACCAACGGGGCCCCAGGGACCAACUGGCCCUGGCCUUCCUGGACUAUCAGGUGCACCUGGUCCUAUUGGGCUUCCUGGUGAGUUGGGCAAGGCUGGACCCAAGGGCAUGAUGGGAACUCCUGGGGCUCCAGGCCUGCCAGGACCUUCAGGCAAACCAGGACCUCCCGGAAAGUUCCUUGGUGGAGGAGAAGAGGGCAGCGCUGACUUCCAGUGUCCCACCAACUGCCCAGCCGGACCAAAGGGGCCCCAAGGACUACAGGGAGUGAAAGGACACAAAGGCCGGGCUGGGAUUCUGGGUGACCCAGGAAGCAUCGGGAAGUCGGGUCCUGGUGGAGAUGUUGGCAUCUCUGGAGAACAAGGAAUCCCAGGCCCUCCUGGCCCACAGGGCAUCCGAGGCUACCCAGGCAUGCAGGGACCCAAGGGGGAGAUGGGGCCUCGUGGGUACAAGGGUCUCUUGGGGCCUGCUGGCAUCCCUGGCAUUCCUGGUGAAGAGGGGCCACAGGGACCUCCUGGUGAGCCUGGUGACAAAGGAGAUCUGGGUGGAGUUGGCAUCAAAGGACCCCAGGGUGCUGUUGGAAAGAAGGGAGAAAAUGGUUUGCCAGGAAUUGAUGGCAAAGAUGGAACUCCUGGAAUUCCUGGCAUAAAGGGCGCCCCAGGACAGGGUGGAAGACCUGGUCCUCCUGGCCCCCAGGGGACAGCAGGUUUGCCAGGUAGCCCUGGAACCAAAGGUGGAGUUGGAGACAAGGGAGAGACUGGACCCCGAGGUGCUGUUGGGAUGUCUGGACCUCCAGGACCUCAGGGAGAGCCUGGUCCCCCUGGUGAAGCUGGUAUGGAAGGUGUCCCAGGACCCAAGGGUGACCGGGGAGAGAGAGGACCUGCGGGACCCCAGGGUGUCAUGGGCAAAGCCGGAGGCAAGGGACAGAGGGGACCCAUGGGAAUCCCAGGGGCACAGGGACUUACCGGAACCAAAGGCGACAAGGGAUUCCAAGGACGCGUCGGAGCUAAGGGAGACUUUGGUGACCCAGGUGUGGAGGGACUGGAAGGGGAAAAGGGAGAGAAGGGUAUCUCAGGUGAACCAGGACCUAAAGGACAGCAAGGAGUGCGUGGUGACCAGGGCCAUAACGGACCCACCGGAGAUCCAGGCAAACCCGGGGACCCCGGUGCCCCUGGCCUGCCCGGACCGAGAGGCCUCAACGGGGAGAGGGGCGUCCCUGGCAUGCCUGGCAUCUUGGGACCAUCGGGCCGUGAUGCAUCUGAUCAGCACAUCAUUGAAGUGGUCCUGAAAAUGCUGCAAGAGAGGCUAGCGGCGGUAGCGGUUAGCGCUAAGAGGGCUGUUUUGGGUGGAGCCGGUGUGAUGGGACCACCAGGACCUCCCGGGCCCCCAGGCGCCCCCGGACCUCAAGGGCCACACGGUGUAGUGGGAGCACGCGGAAUCCCCGGAAUCAUCGGCGCUCCUGGCCAGAUUGGAAACCAUGGUCUUAAAGGGAAGAGAGGAAUUAAGGGCGAGAGAGGAGACCCAGGUCGCCCGCACCCUGGACAGCCUGGAGCGCCGGGUCUGCCAGGUCCUCCUGGUCUCGACGGCGUGGCCAGAGACGGUAAGCAUGGCGAGCGAGGCCCUCAGGGCGCUGCCGGAGAGGCUGGUCGUCCAGGUAAGGCCGGUCCUCCAGGUCUCCCAGGAUUCUGCGAAGCAGCCGCUUGCCUGGCGGCGUCCGCCUACACCUCACCCCGCCUCCAGGAGGCCGGCCGGAUUAAGGGCCCGUCCAAGUAAGAGCUGACCGUCACCUCCGCGAGAACGAGGGAGGAGGAGGAGGAGAAGAAGAGAGGGAGGGAGAGUGAGAGAAUGAGAGGCACACACACAGUACACUCGCUCCCUCUUCUAAACACCAGCGUAAAGGGGAAGGGUGGAGGGGGGCGGGGGGCAAGCCAGCCUGACUGACAUUCCAAGACAUCUCUCAUUGUGGCAUCAUCACUGUGGCCAGUCUACCAUUGGCUGCUGGCAGUGUCAGUCAUUUUGGAAUACUCCUGCCUCCACCACCACCCAACCGCAGCGUCAGCCGUGACAUCACCAUUAUCACCAUCACCUUCACCUUGUGGACAUUACCAAACUAGUAGCCCUGGACGGAGAAGAACUGAGAGACUCAAGUCCAUGAAAAGUAAUAUUAAAUAAACAGAGGUGCUUUUCUUUUAUAUUGUGGUCACUUUAAAUGUUUUGAGUGUUACUGUUCAUUAUUCCCAAGCAUUGUUUGUUUUUAAACAGGGCAAGUUCGAGCACACUACCCCCCUAACACAAACACCCCCUCCAAUCAGCAAAUGUACUAGAGUAACAAUAAAACGUACAAGUCCAUAUUCUGACAUCUCAUUAAGUUUAUUGUGAGGGAUUUAGUAACCAUACAUCUUACUGCAGACUAUAAAUCUUACUGUGUACAGCUUUCCCCACUGACCUAUAAGAUAGUGAUUACCUUAAUCAUUUUCUGUAGUUGUUCAGCAACAGGUUCUUGUCAACAGUCUAACCGAUCAUUUUAGUGCUAUGUAAAUCUUUGUAAAUGUGUGUUAAUUUUAUAUAUAAGGGUGGGUUUUCGUGUUGUUGUGAGAUCGGAACAGAGAGACCCUUGGUUAAUGAAUGUAAUCAGCAUUUUUUGAGUUGAAAGUCCAGACAAACUCACUCUGCUUGUCCAUCGAAGGUUUCAUUUCCCAUCUGAUUCCUCUAUGCCACUGUCCCCCAAUGCAAAUGACAACCUUUUGCCGUACCAAUAAAAGUGCAGAGAACUGAUUAUUUUCAUUAAACAACGAAAGCUAUUUAUUGUUCUUUAUUUGGUUCAUCUGUAAAGCAGAGUUUUCUUUCUUUUUUUUCCCACCUGGCUGUUCAGGUCAACCUAAAUCA